Lodderomyces pseudojiufengensis is the source of this 1599-nucleotide messenger RNA. RefSeq lists its product as uncharacterized. Gene Ontology annotation, biological process: phosphoenolpyruvate transmembrane import into Golgi lumen. Bases 1 to 1599 code for a protein of 532 amino acids. Gene Ontology annotation, cellular component: endoplasmic reticulum; Golgi apparatus. The transcript has a single exon. Lineage: Eukaryota; Fungi; Ascomycota; Pichiomycetes; Serinales; Debaryomycetaceae. The record is from RefSeq and is a predicted model, not a curated record. Gene Ontology annotation, molecular function: antiporter activity; phosphoenolpyruvate transmembrane transporter activity.
AUGAAAUUCUUAUUUACAAAUGAUAUACUACCACCAAUUUCAAUUAAAACUAUAAUUACAUGUUUGAUAUGGUAUCUAGUCUCAUCAAUAACGUCACAACUAACGAAGAUAAUUUUAACUAAAUUCACAUAUCCUUUAUUUUUAUCACAAUGUCAAUUUCUAAUAGGUGCUCUCUUGGCUUAUAUAUUCAUAUUGAUUAGUAGAAAAAAUCCAUUUUUAAUAAACCAUUUUCCCAAGGGUAGUAUACCUUCAAUUGAAACCCAUGAUAAACCUAUACUAUCAAUUGCUGUUCUUUUGAAAAUUUUUCCCUUAGGUUUAUUUCAAUUUUUAGGGAAAUAUUUUUCAUUAAGUGCAACUUCUUUAAUUCCGUUACCAACUAUUUCAAGUAUAAAAGCAUUAAGUCCUUUAUUAAUAGUACUAGGGUACAGAAUUAUAUAUAAAGUCAUUUUUCCUGUUAUAACUUACUUAUCAUUAGUCCCAUUACUUCUUGGAGUGAUAUUAAUUAUUACUUCAGAUUCAAUAAAAAACCCAAAUUCUAAAACAAAUUUAUUGACGAAUGAUGAUAAUGAAAUAGAUCAAAAACAAAUUAAUGGAAUACUUUUAUGUUUAAUUAGUACUAUAAUAUUUGCUGGACAAAAUAUUUAUGGAAAACAAUUAAUUACAUGGGAUAAUAAUGAUGAAAAAUUACAUAAUCCUGCUUCAUUAGUUUUAAAUACUGAUAUUUCAAGACCUUCAACUCCAUUUAUACCAAGUUUUAAAUUUCAAGAUGAAAAUGAAAAAAAUGGAUAUUUUCAACCUCAUUUACAAAAACAACCAUCAAUUGAACAUAUAGCUGAUAAAGAAAAAUUAUCUGUAAAUGAUGGUCCAUAUAAUGAAAAUGAUCAUAAAACAAAAAAUAAUGAUUCAAAUGGGUUCAAAUAUCUAAAUUUCAAACAACGAUCAAAUUCAUUAAAAUUACCAUAUUCAACAUCAGAUUUAUCAUUAGAUCAAAUGAAAGAAAAUCAUCUUUUAACUCCUCCUUUACAACAAUCUUCAAAACCAACAUCCACAGCAUAUCAAAAUGCAGUUUUCAAUAAUAAUCUUAGCAUAAAUAAUCCAUUUGGAUUUCUCGUUGAAAAAUUCGAUUUAAAUAAAAUAUCAAAACCUGAUAAAUUAACUAUAAUAUUAUAUUGUUCAUUAAUUGGUUCAUCUUUUUCAAUAUCUGGAUUUUUAAUGAAUGAAUUACCAUCAUUAUAUAAUCAAUUAACAAUAUCUACUACAAUUGAUUCUACCACUCCACAAACAAAUACUACUGAAUUUUUACAAAUUAUGAUAUUAAUUGUUUUAGAUAGUUUAUCACAUUUUUUACAAACUUUAUUAGCAUUUCAUUUACUUGGUUCAAUUCCAGCAUUAUCUUAUUCAAUAGCAUCAAUGUUAAAAAGAAUUGUAUUAAUUACUAUAAGUAUUUUAUUAACUUUUAAUUUUAAUAAUAAUGGAUCUGAUUUAAUUUCAUCAAAAAUAAAUAAUUUAACUUUUGAACAAAUUAUUGGAUUAAUUUUAAUUGGUAUAGGAUUGUAUUGUUAUGAUCGUUGGGGUUCUAGAAGUUUAAAACCUAAAUAA